Messenger RNA from Pangasianodon hypophthalmus (striped catfish), 2457 nucleotides. RefSeq names its product ALG10 alpha-1,2-mannosyltransferase (gene alg10). Bases 171 to 1592 code for a protein of 473 amino acids. Gene Ontology annotation, cellular component: endoplasmic reticulum. The transcript has 3 exons. Gene Ontology annotation, biological process: dolichol-linked oligosaccharide biosynthetic process; protein N-linked glycosylation. The record is from RefSeq and is a predicted model, not a curated record. Gene Ontology annotation, molecular function: dolichyl pyrophosphate Glc2Man9GlcNAc2 alpha-1,2-glucosyltransferase activity. NCBI's taxonomy places the organism in Eukaryota, Metazoa, Chordata, Actinopteri, Siluriformes, Pangasiidae.
AUUUGGAAAACAACCCUAAACCCGCCCUAGCCACAGACAAGUAGCAGGCAGUUUCAAUAGCAGGGCUGCAGCGAUACUGUAGUUAAAGUAGUGAAAGCUGAUGUUAUUGUUGUUAUUCUGUUCCGGUUCUAAAAUAAAAUAAUAACAAUAAUUAAAAAAAAAAAAAAAAGAUGGAAAGGUUUGAAGGCUACAUCUUCCCUGUUGUUUGUAGCACAAAUUUUUUAAUAUCAUGUCUUCUUUUUUCUAAAAUCACCCAGGAGCAAAGAGAGUCGUACAUGGACGAGAUCUUUCACGUUCCACAAGCUCAGAAAUACUGUGAAGAGAAAUUUAAUGAGUGGGACCCUAUGAUCACCACGCUGCCUGGUCUGUACCUGCUGUCGGUCGGAGUGAUUAAACCGGUCAUGUGGUUGGUGGGUUGGACAGGAACAGCCUUGUGCUCCACUGCCAUGCUGCGCUUUAUCAACGUGCUUUUCAACUGUGGCAAUCUCUACAUCCUCUAUCUCCUCAUUUGCAAAAUACACCCCAAGGACAAGUCCCGUGCGACUGGACGGCGUGUGCUCUCUGCUCUGGCUCUGUCCUCCUUCCCAGUGCUCUACUUCUUCACAUUCCUCUACUACACAGACGCCGGCUCCACCUUCUUCAUUCUCUUCGCCUACCUCAUGUGUCUGUACAGGUGCCACAAAGCUUCAGCUCUGCUGGGCAUCUGCGCCAUCCUGUUCCGCCAGACCAACAUCAUCUGGGUGGCUUUCUGUGCCGGGACGGUCGUGGCUCAGAAAAUGGACGAGGCCUGGAGGGUGGAACAGUCGAAAAAGAGGGAUGAGAAAUCGUCAUCGCAGAUCUCAUUGCAGCUUAGCAGUGUGAUGAGACUAGCGCACUUUUUACUGAAAUACCUCACAUCGCCAGUCAACAUAAAGAGUGUGAUUUUAUCAACCUGGCCUUAUGGUGUAGUCGCUUUGGGCUUUGUUGUCUUUGUGGUGUUGAAUGAUGGGAUUGUGGUUGGGGACAGGACCAGUCAUGAAGCCUGCCUGAACGCCCCUCAGCUGUUUUAUUUCUUCUCCUUCACGUUGAUCUUCUCCCUUCCUAUAUCCCUUUGUUACCACAGGCUUGUUAGAUUUGUGCAGUCUCUCCGGAGGCAUCCUUUCCUCUUUCUCCUGAUCACAGCUCUGUCUCUGUUCCUGGUCUGGAAGUUCACGUUUGUCCACAAGUACUUAUUAGCGGACAACAGGCAUUUUCCCUUCUACGUAUGGAAGAGAAUUUUCCAGAAGCAUGAGCUGGUUCGCUUCCUCCUCGUUCCUGCAUAUAUGUUUGCAGCAUGGAACUUUAUGGACACACUGAAUUCCAAGUCGCUGUUUUGGAUCUUGGCAUUUUGCGUGUGUCUGGUGGCAGCUACGGUUCCGCAGAAGCUUCUUGAGUUCCGCUAUUUUAUCCUGCCAUAUCUGCUGUACCGCAUCCAUGUCCCUCUUUCAUCCCUCCCCAGACUGCUGCUUGAAUUUGCUCUGUAUACAGCAGUCAAUGCUGCGACGAUCUACAUCUUCAUCCAGAAGACAUUCCAGUGGCCUGAUAGCCCUGCAGUGCAGAGAUUCAUGUGGUGACAUGGGACCGCUAUAAUCUUUUCACCUUUUUUAUUAAAGAAAAGGAAAAAACAGUGUAAAUGUGAUUAUAGUUCUUAUUUCUUUCUUACUGCUCUGACCACCUUCUUACUCUGCAUUCAUAUCAGCAAACACAAACAUUAUUGGGGUUAUUUUUAAUGUAUAUAUGUGUCUGCUGUGUCUUUUGAGUUGUCACUUGUUUACCGUGUGUAUAUAUUAGUAUCUCAUUUGCCAAAUUAAGGGUUCAAAAUAGAGCUGGGCAAUAAUUGAAAUUUCUGCAGAUACCAACAUUUGUAGAAAAUUUGGCAUUGUUAAUAGCAGUGCAGCUGCCAUGAAACUAACAUUUACCUCUCAAGCACAAUGUCAGUGUCUUGUUGUCUAACUCUUGGUGUGGUAGCCAAUCAGAGCAAGCCUGUGGGCAGAAACCAAUGAAAAUAGAAACGAGACAGAGCUUGUGGACUGAACCAUCUGUAUAUUAUUUACUAUGUUUAACUUAUGUUGAACAUGACUAAAUAUUCUCUUGGAUAAAUCUUUGAAAAAAAAUUUUUUCUACAUAAUUUUAAUUUUGAUCAAAUAUUUAUCGCCCAGCUCUAGUUGACUGUCAUAUCUUUAAAAUAAUGAUGCUCCCACGUUUGUUCCAAAUGACGUUCACAUAGUUCAGUCCCAUUGCAUCAGGUUGCUGUUGUCUCCAAAUUUAGAUCAAACUCAAGGGUUGAGCCACGUGUCUGUACAUAGCAAUCACAUUAGUCUUAGUUCCUGUAUGUUUUCAUGUGAAUUACCUUUAUUUAUGAAAGAUAAUUGGUUUCUGUUAUUGCUCUGCUGGAGUUUAAAUCCAGUGUUUGGAUGCAAUAAAAAUACUGAUUACUUA